This is a messenger RNA of Carcharodon carcharias (great white shark), 991 nucleotides long. It is a transcript of the gene perp, whose product is annotated as p53 apoptosis effector related to pmp22. The record is from RefSeq and is a predicted model, not a curated record. Gene Ontology annotation, biological process: cell-cell adhesion. Gene Ontology annotation, cellular component: cell-cell junction; membrane. Lineage: Eukaryota; Metazoa; Chordata; Chondrichthyes; Lamniformes; Lamnidae. The coding region runs from base 193 to 738 and encodes 181 amino acids. The transcript has 3 exons.
GGGGAGGUGGGUGGGGGUGUGGACUGAGCGAUCGCUGCUCCGCUCUCACACUCUGUAGCUGGGAGAGGAACUAGCUGCAGGUCCGGAGACCCCGGUUACGUUGUCCUUCUCCCUGUUUGCUUGUCUGCCUUGUGGGUUGGACCCUGCGCCUGUGCCAGUCCCUGUGUCCUGGUCGCCCACCUUUGCCUGGCCAUGUUUAAGUGUGGGCUCGCCUUCCCUCGCUGCCGCUGGAUCCUUCCUCUGCUGCUGCUCUUGGCCAUCAUCUUCGACAUCAUUGCCCUGGCCGCCAGCUCCGGCUGGGUGGACUCCAAGUAUCAUUAUGCCUCGCUGUGGGACCAGUACCGGGGCAGGGAACCCAACUGGGAAUCCAGCUCUCUCAUGGAGUACGGUUGGGCCAAAGCUUCUGCAGCUAUGCUGAUUAUUGGUUGUAUCCUGUUGAUCAUCUGUUUCAUCCUGUCCUUCCUGGCUCUUUGCAAACAACAAGCGGGCCUGUUGAGAGUGAUUGGUCUCAUCCUCUGCAUUGCUAUCCUGAUGCAGGUCAUUUCGCUCAUCGUUUACCCAACCAAGUUCACUGAGACUCUGAUCCAAAAUGGCGACUAUGAAUACAGCUGGAGCUAUGGCUUCGGAUGGGGCGCAACGAUCCUGAUGAUCGGCUGUAGCGUUUUCUUCUGCUGCCUUCCUAACUACGAGGACGAACUCUACGGCCAGGCCAAGCCCAUCUACAUUUACGAAGGGUGAGCCUCAGGACCGCCAGCUGCAAGGAUUUGGCUCCGAUUUGGCUCUGCUCAACUCUGGUGCCCUGCACACACACGUACAUUUGUUCUUUCAAUAUGCAAGAGGAACAGUGUGUUCUUUAUUUUUAAGUACAUGCACGUUCUAUUAUGCACAAGUACUGAAUCUAUCUAAGCUCUGUUUUUAUGUUAAAGUAGUUUUUAAGGGGUUUGCCUCUAAAUAGACUUGGCAGGUGUUGGGGAGCAAGAGGUAAGGCUGG